Molecule: messenger RNA, 831 nt
Organism: Mytilus trossulus (common blue mussel)
Lineage: Eukaryota; Metazoa; Mollusca; Bivalvia; Mytilida; Mytilidae
Product: polycystin-1-like protein 2
Exons: 5
Coding region: 1-831 (276 amino acids)
Biological process (GO): detection of mechanical stimulus
Cellular component (GO): membrane
Molecular function (GO): calcium channel activity; protein binding
Source: RefSeq, a predicted model, not a curated record
AUGUGUGAACGGGUGUAUGAUUGGGCUUUAUCAUACCUGAGUGACAACGGUCCUUACGAUGAUUACUUGUACAUUCUGACGGUGUUCACAGGAUUACACAGACAUGCUGGAACAAAAUCCAGAAUAGGUUUGAUGAUAAUUGAUGGGAAACCAAAGAAAAACCAUUUUUAUGAACCAGAUGUACGACUAUUAGAUGAUGAAACACAUCGAAGUUUUGAUGUUGGAAGCAUCCGGAAAUUUGUCAUGAGCGUUCCUAAACCAAUAAAUGACCCAACAGUAUUAAAAAUUUGGCAUGAUAAUAGUGGACAAGGAAAUUCAGCAUCAUGGUAUCUUAAUAAAAUCAUACUAGAGGAUGUGCAAACUGGUGAAAGGUAUCUGUUUAUAUGUGAUCAAUGGCUUUCUUUGGACCACGAUGAUGGAUGCAUUGAGUGUGCCAUUCCUGUGUCUGAUAAGUUGGAUAAACAUAAAUUCUCAUUUUUAUUCAAUGAACAAACUAGACAAAACACAACAGACAAUCACUUAUGGUUAUCGGUUGCCAUUCGACCUGAAGAUAGCAACUUUACAAGGUUAGAAAGAUUGGCUUGCUGUUUGACAUUGUUGUUUCUCACCAUGAUCUCAAGUGCAAUGUUUUAUGGACAAAAUACCGGAAGUCAAUUUUCAAUUGGACCGAUUAAAUUAUCUCUUUCUGGGAUAUAUAUUUCAAUUGUCAGUGCAAUUAUUGCUGCACCUCCAAUAUUGUUAGUAUCUUAUAUGUUCAGAAGUUCCAAACCUCGUUCAAAAAAUGAGAAGAAAACUUUUACAAAUACUAAAGACAAUCAAGAUUUUUCCUAA